Molecule: messenger RNA, 1353 nt
Organism: Dovyalis caffra
Lineage: Eukaryota; Viridiplantae; Streptophyta; Magnoliopsida; Malpighiales; Salicaceae
Source: the annotation of a GenBank genome assembly
AUGUUACUAUCAAGCCCUUGUCAUGCUGACAGUAAUAUGGAUUUUGGUUCUUCAUGUUCAGGAUCUGAUAAUUCUACCAUGGACGGUGAAUAUCAAAGCAAUCUCUUGAUUCUACUGAAAUCACUUGCUGCAAAUGGGCCUAUCGAAAAUGGCUUCUACAAGACGACGGUUGGAAAAGGUCAUAACAAGAUUUAUGGCCUUGCCCAAUGUAGAGGUGAUAUUUCUGCCAUGGACUGUGCAGCCUGCAUCAAGAACGCUACCAUGGCGCGUGAGAUUUCCUGUUCAGAUAGUGUGAUGGUUACAAUGUGGUUCAAAUGGUGUUCGCUACGAUAUUCGAACUUGAAGUUUUUUGGUGAAUGGGACGGAUUUUCUUUGGGUCUUUCGACAAAUGCCACUAUCGAAGAUCCAGAGAUCUCGGCAAGAGAGAUUGUGGCAAAUGGUUGGAUUUUCUAUGGGAGAGUCUCGGUACCACAAGAAAUCAGAGAGGAUGGGGGAUUGUUGCGUCCAGUUGUAGCAUGCAAUACCAAGACUACAAAUUUUACUUCAACAUUUCAAUCCCGGCAAAUGAAGGUUCCACAAGAUACUCAACACAUCAACCCUUGCCAUGCUGACACUAACGAGAAUUUCGGUUCGCAAUGUUCUGACCCUGAUAAUGCUACCGAUAACAGUGAAUACCAAGCCAAUCUGAACGAUCUACUGAAUUCACUUGCCGCAAAUGGGCCUAUCCGAAAUGGCUUCUACACGACUACAGCCGGAAAAGGUGCUGACAAGAUUUUUGGCCUUACACAAUGUAGAGGUGAUAUUUCUGCCACAGACUGUGCAAGCUGCAUCAAGAACGCUACCAUGGUACAAGGUUGCUCAGAAAGUAAAAGAGCUAAGCUUUGGUUUAAUUGGUGCUUUCUACGGUACUCAAACAGGAGCUUUUUUGGUGAAUGGGAUCAAUCAGGAAUGGCAGCUUACAACGAUACCAAGUUUGAAGAUCCAAAAGUGGUUUCGGAAGGACUUAACUUCACGAAAGCUCUUGCGUCUACAACUCCGAACCAGCCUUUGAUGUUCCUGACCGCAGUACUAGAUGUUGGACAAAAUGGGAAGAGGUAUGGCGUAGCUCAAUGCACUAGAGAUCUCAGCAGAAGUUAUUGUGGCAAGUGCUUGGAUUUUCAAUUGGUGACAUAUAAAAACUCAAUUGGAAGUAAGAGAAGUUGGGAUACGUAUGGGUCUAGCUGUAGCAUGCGGUACCAUGAUUACCAGUUCUACUUCAACAUUUCAACCCCAGCAAAGGGAGGUUCUGCAAGAUCUUCACCGGCUGCAAUUGGCAUGGUCUUUCCAGUUCUUGUGUUUCUGUUGGUGUUUUAG